AUGGUGUCCCCUCACCGCCAGGAUGAAUUUCCAUCCGAGACCACGUGGUGGUGGAUGGAUUCAAUCUGCAUCAACCAGAAGGACCAGAUAGAACGAAGCACCCAGGUUGAGCUUAUGGGAAGGAUCUACCAGAUCGCUGCCCGGGCCACCGUGAUAUGGCUGGGAGAGGAGUAUGAAGACAGCGCAGAAGCUAUCAAGUUUCUCCACGACUUGGGGUGGCAGGAUUCCAUGAGCCCGGCGCAGGUGAAACAAAUUCAGAGCAGAAAGAAUAGCUGGAAGGCCGUGGAGAGUCUGCUCUCGAGGAAGUGGUGGGAGCGGAUGUGGACGCUGCAGGAGUUCCUCCUAUGUCAGGAGGCUGCCUUCUACUGUGGGCGCAGUACGAUUACCCGCGAAGACAUGCAUGCUGGUGUGAUUGGGGUCUGGAGAUGGCAGCAGCGCGACAACUCGCUCAUCCAGAGAAGGGUUUACGAGAAGGCCUGGAAUCGCUUUCGGCUGUUGGAGUGGUACGACCAGAUCAAGGACAACAUGCCUCUCGUCGGCACUAUGGCUUACACCGCCACCUUACGUGCCACCGAUAAGAAGGAUAGACUGUAUUCGUUGCUCGGAGUCGUCGCCGCUAAAGAUAGAAAAAUCGUUGGUAGGCCCGACUACCAGUCUCCCACUAGUCUCGUCUAUGCGUAG
Messenger RNA from Hyaloscypha bicolor E, 681 nucleotides. RefSeq names its product HET-domain-containing protein. NCBI's taxonomy places the organism in Eukaryota, Fungi, Ascomycota, Leotiomycetes, Helotiales, Hyaloscyphaceae. The coding region runs from base 1 to 681 and encodes 226 amino acids. The record is from RefSeq and is a predicted model, not a curated record. The transcript has a single exon.